ACCACGUGACUAAAGACCAAUAAGUAGGGCGGCCGACGUGGUUGUUCUUUGGGUUCAGUUGUGUGCGUCAAUAUUUGACGGACAAUCGAGGAAGCCUCUGGAUCCAGUCAGACGUUAUCUUAGCGGAUCGGAACGACCGACAACUAAAUAUGAGCAACUGACCAUUUCCGUGUACGGAUCUAUGAUCUAGAUGAGACCAUUACAAAACGUAUUUAAAGCUAGUUAAGUUCAGUCAUACACCGAGAGACUAUAAAUCUGCGGAGAAAUUGUUCUUAUUCUAUUCGAGAAGACGGAUUUAAUUAGAAUCUUGCCUAGUUUUUGUUCUACUAUAGUCUACCCGGACAGCUUUCGCCAUGGCAUCGGAACGGGACAUUUCUAAGCGCGUUGAGAGUUGUUCUGCUUUCGAAUUUCAGUUGAAAGACACGAUGAUAGCGAUUUGGAGCAAUGAAUACGAUGAAGAUCACAACAAAGAGGGUAUAAUAAAUCUUUCGACUGCACACAACGAGGCAAUCCAAGAUCUCAUCACUGAAAAGUUGAACCAGCCAGACUUCAUGACGUGGGACUCAACGAUGCUACCAUACAAUGGGCAUCGCAAUGGUAGUCUCCGCCUCCGGAAAGCCUUGUCCGAGUUCUUAUCUUGCUGCAGUGGUCAGAAAGCUCCAGAAACUCUCGAUCCGGAAAAGUUCAUAGUUCUGAAUGGAGUGACGUCUGCACUGAGUGCGAUGGCUUACGUUUUAUGUGAUAAUGGAGACACCAUUUUGACUCCUGCUCCCAUGUAUGGAGCUAUACCACGUGACCUUCUGUUCCAGUAUGGAGCGAAGACAUAUCCAGUGCAUCUUAGCAGCAAGGCAGGACCAGAUGGAAGAGAACCGUUUGAACUGACAGUUCCUCUUCUUGAGUCAGCGUUGGAAAAAGCAAAGGAGGAGGGACAUAACGUCAGAGCUCUUCUGCUGGUCAAUCCUGUCAAUCCGUAUGGAACCGUGUACACCAAACAACAAGUUUUGGAAUACCUCACAUUUUGCAAAAGGCAUGAUCUACAUUGUGUGCUUGAUGAGAUCUAUGCUGCUAGUAUCUAUGACGAGUCUGUAGAGAGUUCCAGUGUAUUCACCUUGCAUUCAGAUGAGCUACCGGACAAGACAAAGACACAUGUCAUAUGGGGAAUGGCAAAGGAUUUUGGAAUGCCAGGUUCUCCAUUCGGAGCCGUAUAUUCAUGGAAUCCUCGGGUCUUAGCUGGCCUAGGACAAUUAGUCGAUUUCUACCAGAUUCCAAGUUUCAUUCAAAUAGCUUUGGCAAAAUUACUUGAGGACAAAGAAUGGUUGAAAUCGUACCUUCCAACUCACAAUAAGAUGUUGAUGGAAUCGGCAACUAUCGUAAUGGAAACUCUGAAAGAGCUUGAUGUGCCAUUUGUGAAACCCAGUGCAGGGUUAUUCAUUUGGGCCGACUUCAGAAAGAUCAUCACGAAUGUAAGCAAACAAACCGAGAAGCAGUUUGCUUUCCACUGUCUUGACCACGGUCUCGGUCUCGCACCAGGGGCGGCCUUCUAUUACAACGAAUUCGGCUGGAUUAGACUCGUCCAUGCCCUACCGAAAUGCAAACUCAUCGAAGGAAUGAAGAGACUUAAAGCGGCAUGUGCAACAUUCCAAACGAACAACAUCACUCAUGCAAACUGAGGCAUCAGGGAAUAAUCUUCAGACAGAUCGGUGGCGUAGCGUGGAUCCAUGGGGCACUUGUGUCGUGGGGGCGAAGGCGCAUUUUUUGUGUGUGAAUGAAAUCCGAGAGAGCAAGGCGGUCGAGUUAAGUGGGGGUCACUUUCGUCAUGUUCCGUUUCCCUUCACCCUGUAACAAUGCCACUCAAUUAGAGCCGAGACGCUAUGGGAAUGACAUUUUCAAGGGAAUUUCGGAUGUGACAGGGCAAUCUUUUAUCAACCUGUCCCAUAACAAGUCAUGUACAAUAACAUUUUGACCUGUCCUUUGACGAAACAUUCAAAAUUUCCCUCCACGCUUAUAGUGUCCCCUCCCUCCCAUCCUUCUGCUACGGAGGUAGUGACAUUCAUUCCAACGGUGAAGUUUCGAACCCCGAAAUAGUAAAAAAUUCAGAAAAAUGCACAACACUUCCUCAUUAGGAAAUAUCAUAGAGUCUUAUGGAUUAAUUUUGUCAGAAUGAAGAGUUGUGGAUGUCCUUACCGUCUUUCGGUCAUUUUAGGAGACUGGCGGCCAUUCUGGACGCAUUGUAUGUAUGUGGUAUGAUUAAAUUCUUCGACUCCAAAAACAUAGGUUUAGACAGCACAACGAAAUCUCUAAGAUGGAUAUAUUGUUAUCUUGUUUUCCUUUCCUUUCUUUUCCC
Molecule: messenger RNA, 2344 nt
Organism: Strongylocentrotus purpuratus (purple sea urchin)
Lineage: Eukaryota; Metazoa; Echinodermata; Echinoidea; Camarodonta; Strongylocentrotidae
Product: 1-aminocyclopropane-1-carboxylate synthase-like protein 1
Exons: 12
Coding region: 354-1670 (438 amino acids)
Biological process (GO): biosynthetic process; amino acid metabolic process
Molecular function (GO): transaminase activity; pyridoxal phosphate binding
Source: RefSeq, a predicted model, not a curated record